This is a messenger RNA of Ilex paraguariensis (yerba mate), 2572 nucleotides long. The record is from the annotation of a GenBank genome assembly. NCBI's taxonomy places the organism in Eukaryota, Viridiplantae, Streptophyta, Magnoliopsida, Aquifoliales, Aquifoliaceae.
AUUGGGGAGCCCGGAUUUCUCCCAUCUUGAAAUUGUUCCGCAGCACAUUGAAAUAUUACUCUCAGCAGUCACCCAAAUCAAUGAACCUGACAGCCUGUAUGGGAUCAUCGGAUCCCACAAGUUGACCUCUCAAAUUAUCACCUUCGAACACGAGGGAAAUUGGAGUAAAGCUCUUGAGUAUUAUGACUUACAAGUAAGGUCUGAACAAGUGAUAGAAUUGGGUAGUUCCAGAAAGUUUUCACCUGAUAAUUCUGGGCCUAUAGUUCAUCCAUCCUUCUCCAAAUCAAAAGAUGAGAUGUGCCACACAAACCCUUACAAAGGGUUGAUUAGGUCUUUGCAGCAAAUUGGCUGCACGCAUGUAUUGGAUGUGUAUUGCCAAGGACUGACUUCUCGAAAAGGCCGUUUUCAGCAUGAUGUAGAAUUCAGCGAGCUUCAGUAUGAAGCUGCUUGGCGUGCAGGAAACUGGGAUUUCUCUUUGCUAUAUGGGGAAGAUGGUUCUCCUACUUCUUGUCAACAUAUCAGAAAUGGUCAUUUCAACGAAAAUUUGCACAGCUGUUUAAGAGCAUUGCAGGAGGGAGAUUUUAAUGAAUUUCAUAAGAAACUGAAAAAUUCAAAGCAGGAGCUAUUGUUUUCCAUUUAUCAUGCAAGCGAGGAAAGUACCGAGUAUAUCCAUUCAACAAUCAUUAAACUUCAGAUUUUUUAUCAUCUCGGGAUGGCGUGGGAUUUACGUUGGAAAAGUUCGUCAUGUGAAAAGAUGAUUUCCCCUAUAGAGUUGCAGAACUUUUUACAUGAACCUGUAGCCCCCACCAUGGAACAGUUGUCAAGGCUAAAUUUGGAUUGGAGCUGCAUUCUGGAACGAGCACAGUCACACAUGAGUUUGUUGGAACCUUUCAUAGCAUUCAGAGGAGUCUUGCUUCAGAUUUUGAAUUGUAGGUGCUGUACCGCAGAGCAUCUUUUAGAGUCUGCAUCUACUCUUCGUAAGGGCUCUAGAUAUUCUCAGGCUGCUGCAGCUUUGCAUGAGUUUAAGUUCCUCUGCAAUGGAAUGGGAGAAGGAUGUUCUCACCUGUAUUUUCUUGGAAGGCUUGAAGAAGCUAAACUUCUGCGUGCCCAAGGCCAGCAUGAGAUGGCAAUCAACCUUGCAAAGUAUAUCUCACAGCACUGCCAGUUGAACGGAGAGGUGGCAGAUGUGUAUCGUUUAAUUGGGAAGUGGCUGGCAGAAACUCGAUCAAGCAACUCUAGGACUAUAUUAGAGAAGUACCUGAAACAUGCAGUUACUCUUGCUGAGGAUCACAAAGCCACUGACAAGAAGUCCACUAUAAGACGAAGCCAAAUGCAUUUCCAUCUUGCUCACUAUGCAGAUGGUCUCUUUCGUAGCUAUGAUGAGAGACUCAACUCUAACGAGUGGCAAGCAGCAAUGCGGUUAAGGAAACACAAGACAAAAGAGCUGGAAGCCUUGAUUAGGCGACUAAAGAGUUCACCAAAGGUGGAGAAGACCGACUAUUCAGUAAAAAUACAAGAGUUGCAAAAGCAACUUGCAAUGGACAAGGAGGAAGCUGAAAAAUUACAGGAAGACACAGACAAUUUUCUCAGCACAGCAUUGAGAGGAUAUAAACGUUGUCUGGUCAUAGGUGAUAAAUAUGACUUAAGAGUGGUAUUUCAACUUGUUUCCCUGUGGUUCAGUCUCUCUUCCAGGCAAAUUGUUGUAAAUGCCAUGCUUAGCACAAUCAAAGAGGUUCAGUCUUGCAAGUUUAUUCCACUAGUCUACCAAAUUGCGUCAAGAUUGAGUAGCCCAAAAGAUGGUCAGGGGCCUCAUAAUUUCCAGUUUGCCUUGGUUUCUCUUGUGAAGAAAAUGGCCAUUGACCAUCCAUACCAUACAAUCUUUCAGCUUCUAGCAUUGGCAAAUGGUGACCGAAUUAAGGACAAGCAGCGUAGUAGGAACUCAUUUGUCGUGGAUAUGGAUAAAAAAAUUGCUGCCGAAAACCUCUUAAAAGAGUUAUCAUCAUACCAUGGGGCUGUCAUCGGACAAAUGAAACAAAUGGUGGAAAUUUACAUCAAACUUGCUGAAUUGGAAACAAGGAAAGAGGAUACGAACAGAAAGGUUAACCUACCAAGAGAAAUUCGCUGUGUUCGACAACUUGAACUUGUACCUGUUGUGACAUCUAAUUUUCCCGUUGACUAUAGUUGUCAAUAUCAUGAAGGCUCUUUCCCACACUUCAAAGGGUUGGCAGAGUCAGCCAUGGUAAUGAACGGUAUAAAUGCCCCAAAAAAGGUUGAAUGCCUAGGGUCUGAUGGUCACAAAUAUCGACAAUUAGCAAAAUCUGGAAAUGAUGACCUGAGACAAGAUGCUGUAAUGGAACAGUUCUUUGGUCUAGUUAACAUUUUCUUACAGAAUCAUCGGGAUACUUGGAAACGGAGGUUAAGAAUACGUACAUACAAGGUUAUACCUUUUACACCAAGUGCUGGUGUUAUUGAAUGGGUAAAUGGCCAUGUGCCACUAGGCGAAUAUCUUAUAGGAAGGUCUGGCAUAUUAAAUUCAGUGCAGUCCUCUAGCAGUACAUUUGGAAUAUUGUAG